CUUGAUUGUGCUUUACCCCUAUGGAAGGAUUUUUCAUUUUUGAUUUAAUUCUGCUCGCUUUUGUGCGUUUAGUUUCUUGUAAAGAUUGAUACUUUCUGGUCUUUGACGGAUUUUUUUGUGAUAUGUUCCUCUGGAUUAUCCUUUCUUGUUGUUGUUUGAGUAUUCUACAAUUAUUCUGUUACUUAAUUUGUGUAUUUUUCUAUCAAUUGAAAAUUGUGAAAUGGGCAUCCCGUAUCUGGACUCUUGAGCUUGUCGUUUACCAUUUGGGUAAUUUGCUAUUGAAGAUUGCUAGUUUAUUACAAUCUGGGCUCCUCCUUUUACUCCUUAUUUCUAUUUGCUUGAUUUAAUAAUCACUGGUGCUUGUGAUAUUCAUUUGGCUGCUGAAUAUCUCCCUUGUCUCCAACUUACAAUGAUAAAGAUGUUGUUGACUGGAUUCUGGCUACUUUAAUAUACUGUUCUUUGAAAUCUAUUUAGAAAUGUGAUUCAACGUAUUUUGGUUGCGUUUUUUAUGCCAAUUCACUUGCUUUCAAUAUAAUUUCUUCGAAGAUAAUUGCAUUAGUCUGCUUGUAUGCCGAAAAAGUGCUUUAAGUGAACUAGGAGGGAUUAUGGUAGCUUUUCUGGUUGUUCUGAUUAAUGGGGAAUGCUAAGUUUUUGUUCAUUUUUGCUGUAGAAGCUCGUAAACUGAAAAGUAAUGGGAGAGGACUUGAUCCUUGCUGUUGAUCGCCUAAAGAGUCCUGAAUCAUUGCAAUCCACUCAAGGAGUUCAGACCAUUGCUGCUUCUAAAGAGAGUUCUAGUUCCCACUCAGUUGAUCCUUCUGUUUCCAUUUCAACUGUUGAUAUUCAGGAAGAUGAAGGCAUUGGUGGUGAAGAUGAACCCCUAAUCCAAACUGUUGAAUGUCGAAUUUGCCAGGAAGAGGAUAGUAUUAAAAACUUGGAAAUUCCAUGUGCUUGCAAUGGAAGUUUAAAGUUUGCUCAUAGGGAAUGUGUUCAGCGAUGGUGCAAUGAGAAGGGAGACAUAACUUGUGAGAUAUGUCAUCAACCGUACCAACCUAACUAUACUGCUCCACCUCCUAUGCAUCCUGAAGACACAGCUAUUGACAUCAGUGAUGGGUGGACAAUUGCUGGCACUCCUUUAGAUUUGCGUGACCCCGACUUUUAG
Molecule: messenger RNA, 1159 nt
Organism: Oldenlandia corymbosa var. corymbosa
Lineage: Eukaryota; Viridiplantae; Streptophyta; Magnoliopsida; Gentianales; Rubiaceae
Source: the annotation of a GenBank genome assembly